Messenger RNA from Copidosoma floridanum, 2082 nucleotides. It is a transcript of the gene Vdup1, whose product is annotated as arrestin family protein Vdup1. NCBI's taxonomy places the organism in Eukaryota, Metazoa, Arthropoda, Insecta, Hymenoptera, Encyrtidae. The record is from RefSeq and is a predicted model, not a curated record. Gene Ontology annotation, biological process: protein transport. Gene Ontology annotation, cellular component: cytoplasm.
UCGCCGAGCGCCCGUGUGUGGAUACGUGCCGAUCCCCACUGGGGAUUUAUUCCGCAGUAAACCCACAGUGUGUUGCUCAUAAUGGGAAAAUCGGCUCCGGAAAAGUGUCGGACGGCCUGGUUAGCGAGCCCGUAGCUGGGCGAUCGAGUGGACCACCGUUACGAAACGCAGGACGAGGUAUCGGUGCCGAAGGACGGCGAUCGGGUCGCGCACACCAGAGAAGGAGACACAUAAGGGGCCAAAGCGAGGAGCGGCGCAGCCUUGUACAUUUAUUUUAUAACCUACGGCGGCAGGAUGACGCGCAAACUGAGCAAGUUCCUCAUCCUGUUCGAGAACACGAACCUCCUGUACUUCCCUGGCCACUUUUUGUCCGGCCGCGUACUUAUCGAACUCGACGACGAGGCCCUCGUGUCCGGCCUCCACUUCCACGUGAUAGGCGAGGGAGUUGUGCGGGUGCGGAGCCAGAGGGCCGAGCGGGUCUACGACAAAGAGAACUACAUCGACUUUCGGAUGCGGUUGCUCGGCGAGCCUGGUGACGGACCGUCGCUGCUGUCGCCGGGCAUCCACAGUUUCCCCUUCAAGCUUGGACUACCUCUGGGCCUACCCUCGACCUUCCUCGGGAAACACGGCUGGGUGCAGUACUACUGCAAGGCCGCGCUCAGGGAGCCCGGUGGCCUCGUGCACAAGAACCAGCAGGUCUUCAUAGUCAUGAAUCCCAUAGAUCUGAACCUCGAGCCACCGAUUUUAGCGCAACCAGCCAGACUGGAGGUCGAGCAGCACGUGGGUGUGUCGUGCGUCUCGGGGGGCCCAGUCUUCUGCCGAGUGAGCCUGGACAGGGGCGGCUACGUGCCCGGCGAGAGCAUCGGGAUAUCGGCGACCGUGAGCAACCGCAGCAAGGUGACCAUGAAGUCGACCAAGGCCUCGCUCACCGAGACCAUCCAGUACCUGUGCCGCGGCAAGGUCCUGGCCAGCGAGACGCGCGAGCUGGCCAGCGUCUCCAGGGGCAAAAUCCGACCCGGCGAGGGCGAGGAGUGGCUCAACGAGCAGCUCUACGUGCCCCCCCUCCCCCCGACCAAUCUGAGGGGCUGCCACCUCAUCAAUGUCCUCUAUCACGUAUACUUCGUGAUAACGCCCAAGAGCCUGGACAAGGAGAUCAAGCUCCAGAUCCCCAUAGUCCUGGCGACGUAUCCCCUGAGACAGGAAGGCGCCCCCGUUGGAACGGCUCCUUCGAAGCGCGGCGCCCAUUACCCUUCGACUUUGCCGAUUUUCCGACCCUGGCUCGAGGACAAGACUUUCGACGUCGAGGAUUAGGAUGCCGCCAACUCUGGGGUCCAUAUAGUCGCCGAAAGUGUUUUUUUUUUUUUUUUUAUAGUGACGACGAGGUAUACAUCAUUGAACUGAUUUGCCGGUGCGUCUCGUGAAAAGAGGCACGGGCGUGUGUAAAAUAAUUACUACGUGGCUCUUGUUGCAAUAUUACAGUCCGAAAUAUAUGGUGAAAUUGGUGUUAGGAACGUUAUUUUUGCUGUGUAAAUGUCGCGUCGAUUAAAUGGGCAUAAUUAUGUAGCCCUUCCAAACCGUGGCUUUGCACCGUGUUGUGCUUCAUAGCGGUGUCGUCGCAUGCUGACCGAAUUCUUGUCACAAAACUACAUCAAUUCGAAGCAAGUCACUAAAAGCGUGUGUUGUACUUGGUGCAGUUUGAAUAUUUAACGAGUAUGACAGUUUGCUAACAUCGUUUGACUAAAACUAGUUGUAGUAAGUUCAGCUGAAAUCUCGAUAUACUGUUAACGUAUUACAUGUGUAUAUAUAUAUAUACGUACAUUAAAAUUACAGUUAUGGAGUGAAAAAAUUUUGUUGAGCGAGAAUUUUGUACGUUCAACGAUUAAUCUUUGUUGCGAAAUUGUGUACAUACAUGAUACAAUAAGUCGUUUCAAAGGACGACAAUGCCAUACAGAAAGUAACAGCUUUUUAAUAAAAGUAUGUAGAACUAAGUAUAAAAUUAAUACAAGUUUUGACAUGUAGUUGAUAAGAUAUACCACACGAAGACAAUUAAUUAUUUUAUUGUGAUAAUAAAGCUCGUAUGUA